AUGGAUAUGAUAGCUAUAACACCUGGAAUAACAUUAUAUAAUAAUUUAUUUAUAUUAACACCGUAUAAUUUACCAUUAUCUAUAUUAAUAUUUGUAUUAAUAAUAGCUUUAUCAAUAUAUAUAACAGCUACACAUAGAUAUGAUAAUAAAUCACCAUAUUAUUUUGUAAUAUUAUUAACAAAUAUAAUAGGUUUAUUAUUAUUUCCAUUAGUUAAUGAUUUAAUUGUAUUAUAUGUUGUAAUAGAAUUACAAAGUUAUUCAUUAUAUUUAUUAACAGGUUUACAUAGUAGAUCAUAUAAUGCAUCAAGAGCUUCAUUAUUAUAUUUCAUAAUGGGUGGUGUUGCUUCAACUAUUAUAUUAUUAGCAUCAUAUUUCAUAUAUGCUUUAACUGGUACAACUAAUUUAUCAGAUAUAAGUAUAAUAUAUACAUAUAAUAAUGCUUAUGAUUAUUUUGAUAUAAUGUUAAUAGCAUUAUUAUUUAAAAUGGCUGCUUAUAAACCUUUAUUCCAAGUAAAUAUUAAAACUAUAUUAGCUUAUAGUGGUAUAUUAAAUUUUGGUUAUAUAUUAUUAACUAUUAUAACUUUUGAUUAUGCUUUUUAUAUUUAUAUUAUACAAUAUGUUUUAACUCAUUUAAUAUUAUUUUUAGGUAUAUUAGCUGCUGCUAUAUGUUUAAUAUUAGCUUUAUUCUCAUUAAUAGGUAUACCACCUUUACCAGGAUUUUAUGCUAAAUUAUAUAUAUUAGCUGCUGCUAUACAAGAUAAUUAUUUAUUAGAAUCAUGUACUUUAGUUGUUUGUAGUGUUUUUGCUACUUAUUAUUAUGCUAAUAUAAUUAAAGUUUUAAUAACAAGUAAAACUAAUACUAAUAUUAUAAAAAAUAAUACUAAUACUAUACAAUAUAUUAAUUCUUCAUUAGCAUUUACUAUUGCUACAUCAACUUCAUUAUUAAUUAGUUUCUUUGUAUUCUUACCAUCAAUGUUAGAAGGGCUUUAUUUAAUUAAUAUAUCUAUAUAA
Hyphopichia burtonii NRRL Y-1933 is the source of this 1011-nucleotide messenger RNA. RefSeq lists its product as uncharacterized. The transcript is spliced from 3 exons. The record is from RefSeq and is a predicted model, not a curated record. The coding region runs from base 1 to 1011 and encodes 336 amino acids. NCBI's taxonomy places the organism in Eukaryota, Fungi, Ascomycota, Pichiomycetes, Serinales, Debaryomycetaceae.